GUGCGCCGUUCAUUCCUACACCCGACCUCUCCGACUAAACAUCUGUUAUUCGAAGAGACUAUACGAUAAUUCAAUUCGUUAGUGAGUGUGUGUAACGUCAAGUGUUUCCGGUUAUAAUAUUUUUCAUAAAUAUCAUCAAAUAAUGGCCGACAGUGGUACCAAGCGUAACAUUCCCAUUAAACUAGGUGACUUCAGCGUCAUUGACAGCGAAUUCUCUAAUAUUCGUGAACGUUUCGACGCCGAAAUGAGAAAAAUGGAGGACGAGAUGGCUAGAUUCAGGAGUGAACUCAUGAAUCGUGAGAGCAACAAUUUUUUCAAAACUACUACUAGCCGGCAUCACACGAGCACCAGUGAGCAUCGUACCUCGACGACCUCGAGGACUGAGGGGUGGGACAAAGUUGAUCCUGCCGCGCCAUCAAAGCGUUCCGCGUUCGACAAAACUUUCACCAGUACGACAACACACAACACUCAGAACAGUUCCUUGAGUCCUCAGCAAGAUUCUCGCACAUGGUUGGAUGGACUCAACAGCCCUUUGAUUCAAGAUGAAGGAGACAACAAAACCCUUAAACUUCGAUUCGACGUAUCCCAGUACACACCAGAGGAAAUCGUCGUCAAGACUGUGGACAAUAAACUCUUGGUCCACGCUAAACAUGAAGAAAAAACAGAGAGCAAAUCUGUAUAUCGGGAGUAUAAUCGUGAAUUCCUGUUGCCAAAAGGCACUAAUCCCGAGACAAUUAAAUCAUCGCUCAGCAAAGAUGGUGUGCUGACUGUCGAAGCUCCACUUCCGGCUCUUGGAUGUGGUGAAAAACUCAUCCCAAUUGCCCAGCAAUAAACAGCAAUGAAAAACUGGAUUACUCACAUUGUUCUAUUGAAUGACUCCCGUUUAAUUAUGUUUCCAGUCUUAUUUUUCCCAAAAUCCAACUUUCGGUAUUAAUUUUCCUCUUUUAUCUCCAAAAUUUUUUGACAAAUGUAUUCUUUGCCAACAAGAGCCUCAGCUGUUGUUAAUCGAUGUUUGCUAUUGCGCCUUAAAAUAUUUAAUAAAUGAAAAUUUAUAAAAGAUGAUGUUGAUGGUGUGAAUUGAAAUGAUACUGCAAUUCCAAAUGUUCAAAAUUCGUUCAGAGUUCGUUGGACUCGAUAAGGUGCAUGAAUUUAUCAAUCAAAGCAGAAUAAAUACUUUAUACUUUUCAAUACACAAAACGACUGCUUUUCCAAAGUUUUAAUAUUUAUAAAAUUAACGCUACGGAAAUAAAUAACGUAGUGGUAAAACAGUGCAUGGUGAUUUUAACAAUUUGCCAGUGUUCAAUGGAUAUCUUAUGUAGAAGAUAAAGCAAAAUUGAUGUCAUAAUCUCUUUUCUAACAGACAAUCCGUUCCACAAAAAAGUUUUUUAUGAGAAUUUCGUUACGUCCAUUAUAUUUGGAGAUAUUUUGUCGAAAACACAUAACAGCUGAGUUGUUUUGAGCCGUUUUAUCGCUUCGUUUCUCAAAUUGUUUCAUUGAAAUUUCUGAUGGAAGAUUUUUGGAUUUUAGAAAAGUCUUGCAAUUGUCAGGCUUUUGCAGAACGUUACAAAGAAAUGAUUUUUUUAAAGGGGAACUGACCAUUUAUGGUAAAUCAUCUAGAUAGUAAGGAGUUUUUCUACAAUUUGAUAACGUCUUACUAUUUUCACAGACAAUUCCACCCAAAUGUGUAACUCGAUCAAAAAUAUCGAAAUUUGUAUCAGGGAUGGCCAGCAAUUUUACAAUUCUUCAGUACUAAAGGGAUUUGCAAUUUACUUUGAUAAAUGUUUAUACACAUAAAAUUAUAUAGUUCAAAAAUAUAAAUAUUUGAUAAUAUAAAAUUGUAAAAAUAUCAUCAAACAAAUAAUUAUAAUUUUGGAAAGGGGAUUUUCGAUUCAUCAAGUAAUGGUCAAUAUGUUCAUUAUUAGUUAAUAAAAGCCAUUGGAAUUUGAAUGGCUAAAAUAAAUUAGUGAUCACAAUAAUGGCAAAUUUCGGAGCUAUCAAUAAUAAUAAACAUGGCUAUCCCUGGUGUACAGAUUCGUUAAAAUUAGAAGAACUUCCAUCACAAAUUUCAGUCAGGAAUUUGUCAUUUCGUAUAACACAGACUAGAAAUUGAAAUAGAAUUCAACGGUCUAAAGCUUAAUUGAAAGUAACAGUGAAAAAAUGAUAUGCAAAAUUAGAUUCGUAACUUAUAUUCGCGUUUAGACUAGAAUAUACGGUCAAAUGACUAAAAAAAAUACAAUGCCUAGUAUAUUUAAGCAUUAUAAUAUUAAUAUUAUUUAUGAAUAUUGAAAUAUUUUCACUGGAAAGUGUUUAAAAAUUAUUGGCAGAGGUGAGAAGAAAUUAAAUAAAGAGAUAAAAUUUAAAAGUAA
Diachasmimorpha longicaudata is the source of this 2366-nucleotide messenger RNA. Its product is annotated as alpha-crystallin B chain. Gene Ontology annotation, biological process: protein refolding; response to heat. Gene Ontology annotation, cellular component: cytoplasm; nucleus. The record is from RefSeq and is a predicted model, not a curated record. NCBI's taxonomy places the organism in Eukaryota, Metazoa, Arthropoda, Insecta, Hymenoptera, Braconidae. The transcript has 4 exons. The coding region runs from base 143 to 832 and encodes 229 amino acids.